AUGACACCCGCCAAUAGUAUUGCCAACGACACGACCAAUUAUGAUGAGACUUCUCCACUUCUCCGAACCACUUCCAAUGCUCACAAUGCUGAAGCUCAGAUUGCUGAGAAACCCAAGUCUACUCCUCUACCAAAGGGUCAACUCACUGCACUCUGCAUCGUUCGUCUAGUCGAACCCAUAACGUUCACUCAGCUCUUUCCAUAUGUCAACGAGUUCAUGAGCGAUCUUCAUCUCACAGAUGACCCAUCAAAAAUAGGCUUCUACAGCGGGUUGGUUGAGAGCGCUUUUGCUGUAUCUCAAUUGUGUUCCAUCUACCACUGGGCUAGGUUAUCAGAUGUUAUCGGACGACGUCCUGUCAUAUUUCUCGGUAUAAUUGGGCUUGCCAUCACCACGCUGAUGUUUGGUUUAUCCAAAUCACUGGCAAGUGUCUUAGUGGCGCGUUGCUUAGGUGGGGAACAUUCCAUACCUGCACCUAAACUAAUUUCUAAUUCUGUAGGCGGACUAUUUUCGGGAAAUAUCGCUGUCAUCCAUUCGGUUCUAGGAGAAAUCACCGAUUCCACAAACCAGAUGGUGGCUUUCCCCAUAUACGGCCUCGCCUGGCCUAUUGGCUCAAUCAUCGGACCACUUAUGGGUGGAGCGUUCUCUCACCCGGCCUUGAAAUAUCCCGAAAUAUUAGGGUACCAGUUCCUCAAGGAUUAUCCCUAUUUCCUGCCAUGCUUCAUUGCAUCCACGUUCGCUAUUAUCGGUGUUUCCCUUGGAUUCAUUUUCCUUGAAGAGACUCUGCCCAGCAAGCGCAACGGCAAGAAAAGCAUUUCUCCUAAUGCAAGUACCAAUGGCGAUAGCGUCACGACUGCACCAGCUCUUCCUGAGAAGCCUCUCAGUGUUUCAAAAUUAUUGUCGGUACCAAUCAUAUCCGCUUUGGCACUAUCUGGCUUUAUGCUAAGCUAUAUUGGAACAUCCUUUGACGUUGUAUUUGUCUUGUUCUGCUACUCGCCAAUUAAAUCCGGCGGUCUGGCGUUCUCAGCAUCACAAAUCGGAUACUCUCUUGCCAUCGCGGGUGCUAUCGGUGCUGCUAUCCAACUUUGUAUCAUGUCCUACCUCCUUCGAACGUUUGACCCUGCGAAGAUAUACUGCUUCUGCAUGAGCUUAUGGCCUUAUACUUUCCUCGUCUUGCCUGUUUUGAACCUUAUCGCUCGUGCUGGCUUGGACGAGACCACUGGCGAACUUGGAACGACCGCUGUUGCUUUUCUAUGGGUUGGUAUCGCCUUCGUCCUCCUGUUGACCAAGGCCGCUUGUAUUGCUUAUGGCGUUAGCAUGAUCCUUACCAAGGAGAACGCUCCGAAUGCCGCAUCACUGGGGCAGUCCAAUGGCUUGGUUCAGUUUACGAUGUGUUUCGCGCGAUCAUUCGCUCCCUUUGUGGUCAGUGCUUUGUUCGCAACCUCUUUAGAGUACAACUUAUUGGGCGGAUACCUGUGGCUUGUCAUUAUGGUGAUGGUCUCGUUCCUGGGCAUGACGACAUCGCGCAAGAUCAAGCAGAGCAGUGUGAAGACGAUAGGUUGAUUGGUCCGUGUCCAACAAAAGACCUACCGCGAUAGGUGGUGGGCAGUCACAUUCUAUAUUCCCAAGGCAUCACAUAUCACGACACCAUCAUGACUAUCCACAUCCAUUUCAAUCUUUGCUCAUAUACGUAUCUCUCGUCGCUGUGAUCCACAAGCUAUGCUUUUCUUAUAAGAACAUCUCCAUACCAUCGAAACGUGU
Messenger RNA from Suillus discolor, 1758 nucleotides. RefSeq names its product major facilitator superfamily domain-containing protein. The transcript has 8 exons. NCBI's taxonomy places the organism in Eukaryota, Fungi, Basidiomycota, Agaricomycetes, Boletales, Suillaceae. Gene Ontology annotation, biological process: transmembrane transport. Bases 1 to 1560 code for a protein of 519 amino acids. Gene Ontology annotation, molecular function: transmembrane transporter activity. The record is from RefSeq and is a predicted model, not a curated record.